UAUAUAUGUUUUGAAGCAAAUCUAAGUAUGCAAGUUGUAAUUUAGAGAAGCUAUGAGAGAUCACUCAAUGAGACACAGGACGGAGAUUGCUGGAACAUCAACUGAUCAGCUGAUGAACAAGGGAGAUCAUGGUUCGGUUAACACUAACAAGUUAGCAACGUCCAUGCAAGAGGAGUUCAAUAAAUUGCGUCCUUUCUCCGAUGAGUGUUCAAUCUACAGGGUUCCUAAAAGACUACUCAAGUUAAAUAGACGAGCUUAUACACCUCAAGUAGUCUCCAUCGGCCCACUUCACCAUGGAAAAAAAGAGCUACAAGAAAUGGAAGAGCAUAAGAAAAUGUACCUUCAAGAUUUUCUUAAAUUCAGCGAGGUAAGCCUUGAGGAUUUUAUUGCAUUUAUUGCAGAGAAGGAAACUAGAUUGCGAAACUGUUAUGCGGCAACCUUUGAAAAGCUUAGCAGUGAAAAAUUUGUGAAAAUGAUGCUUCUCGAUUGCGCCUUCGUCAUUAUGGUCUUACUGAGGGCUUGGUACGGAAAUAAUGGAUGCAGAAAUGACCGUAUAUUCGGUAAACCUUGGAUGAUCAGUGAUGUAUCCAGGGACAUGUGCUUGCUUGAAAAUCAGCUUCCAUUCUUCAUUCUAGAAGACUUGAAUAAGCUAUCCAAAAUAAGGUGCCCUAUUUCCUUGAAGGAGCUCACCUUUGUAUUCUUAACAAACAGAUGGUCUUCAUGGGUGCCCCAGGACAAUUUGGAGAAAAUCAAAUUCUGUGAAGCAGAGCAUUUUGUUGCUUUUCUGAGAAUCUGUCAGCAGCCAACAGAGCAAAAACAGCAAAAGAAAAUUGAUACUCUAAGCACACCCAGUGCAAUGGAUCUCCAUCAGGCUGGAGUCAGGUUUAAGUUGGGGUCCAGCAAGAAACUACUAGACAUAAAAUUCGACGCUGAUAAAGGGACACUGGAAAUUCCAUGUUUAAAGAUUGUGGAUGACACAGAAACGUUAUUCAGGAAUGUCCAAGCCUUUGAGCAAUGCCAUUCCGAUUCUGGUUUUAUAGGUAACUAUAUCACGAUGAUCAAUCUGGUUGUCCAAGCUUCCAAGGACACAGAAAUACUCGCAAGAAAAGGAAUUACAGAGAAUUGGCUACGUGAUAACGAUGCCCUCUUAAGUCUUCUCCACAAUCUUUCCAAAGAAAAUAUUGUCGAUAGGCACGAUUUCUAUUUUUCUGAUGUCGUUGAACAUCUGAACAAGUAUUACUCAAGGCGUAGGCACAAAUGGAAGGCAGCUCUGAAACAGAAGUAUUUCGACAAUCCGUGGACCAUAAUCUCUGUUAUUGCAGCUGGAAUUCUCCUCCUACUUACUGUCAUACAAGCAGUGUGUUCUAUCAUUCAAGUUGUUUAGAUUCUGCCAUUUCAAUUGUUCUUUUGUUUCUUUUUUUCUGUAAAUAAACAGUGUGCUCUGUGAUUUCCUCUUCUGAAAUUGCAAUGUAUUUCCUUCAGUAACUAAUCCAUGUUGGUUUCUUCCA
Molecule: messenger RNA, 1508 nt
Organism: Populus trichocarpa (black cottonwood)
Lineage: Eukaryota; Viridiplantae; Streptophyta; Magnoliopsida; Malpighiales; Salicaceae
Product: UPF0481 protein At3g47200
Exons: 2
Coding region: 53-1384 (443 amino acids)
Source: RefSeq, a predicted model, not a curated record